CAUCAACCUCAUUCCAUUCCACUCUAAAAAACAAGAGAGAGAAUUGAGAGACAGAGAGACAGAGGCAUUAAGAGAUGAGACCAGUAACCACCACUACCACCACCACCACCACCACCGUAAACGGCAGUAUCCACCAAUGGAACUCACCCAUCCCUUACCUCUUCAGCGGCCUAGCUGUAAUGCUUGGACUCAUUGCCUUUGCAUUGGUAAUUCUAGCUUGCUCCUACAAAAAAUCAUCAUCAUCUUCUUCUUCUUCUUCUUCAAAUUCAUCGACUCAUGCUGGAGAAAAACCAGUUAGGCCUCCACCGGAGAUGGAGCCAAAAAUUGUCGUGAUCAUGGCCGGAGAUGAGAAUCCAACGUACCUCGCAAAGCCGGUCUCUUCUUCUCAAGCUCAACAUACUGAGCAAGUCUGAGAUGUCACAACUCUAUUUUGUUUUUGGUUUUUUUUUUGGGUCCUUGCAUUAGUUGAUCAUGUAGCAAUUUUUCAAAACUUUGUUACUUCUUCUUUUGGUUCUAGCUUGUAAGUAUCUAUCCAAUUAUAUAUGAGUUAAUUCAUAUGGUUUAUUUAUUAUAUCAUGCCAUCUUGGUAUGUCACACAAGUAGAGAAAUAAAUAAAUAGAACUCUGUUUUCGUGAUU
Molecule: messenger RNA, 637 nt
Organism: Camellia sinensis
Lineage: Eukaryota; Viridiplantae; Streptophyta; Magnoliopsida; Ericales; Theaceae
Source: RefSeq, a predicted model, not a curated record